Messenger RNA from Neoarius graeffei (lesser salmon catfish), 1681 nucleotides. Its product is annotated as interferon-induced protein 44-like. Lineage: Eukaryota; Metazoa; Chordata; Actinopteri; Siluriformes; Ariidae. The record is from RefSeq and is a predicted model, not a curated record. The transcript is spliced from 10 exons. Bases 217 to 1347 code for a protein of 376 amino acids.
CUCAACAGGAGCAGGAGCUGAGUUGCACACACACAGCAGCAGACAGAGAAAGCACACAGACCUCAACUUUCACUCUAAGCUUCACACAAGCCCUCCACUGCACACAAACAGACAGCAGCAAAAGUGAAAGAAGAACGAGCACUCAACAGGAGCUGAGCUGUACACUCAGAACGGCAGACAGAGAAAGGCACACGGACCAUCACACAAGAUUCAAAUAUGGGAUCCAGUCCAACCAAACCUGAAUUUGUCACAGUUCUUGCUGAAAAAGAUGUUGAAAUUGGAGAUUGUGUUACUCUUCGAUGUGAGGCAAACACAGAAGAUGUAACAGCAUCAUGGGAAAAGGACGGCUACAAAUUGGCUUGUGUGGAGGGCAAGCAUGUUGUGAAAAAAAUAGGUAAAAAAUAUGUCUUGGAAAUUGUAAAUGCUCAGGCCGCUGAUGAAGGGAAUUACACCAUAAAGCUAAGCAACACUGGAGGUUCUGCAUCAUGCUCUGCCCUUGUCAGAGUCAAAAUUAAAGAAUGGAGGACAGUACAAUGGAGUCAAGACAAAAAGUUGAAUUCCCUCAAGACAUUUAAAGUUUGUAAUGAAGUCCAAAAGCUCCACUUCCUCCUGUAUGGAACAGUUGGAGCAGGAAAGUCCAGCACCAUAAACACCAUCAGAUCCAUUUUUGAAGGACGUCAGUUUGUCAACUGUCUGGCUGCUGCAUUAUCUACUACGAGUCACACUAAAAAAUAUGAGCAAUUUACAUAUGAAAAUGAAGAAGGAUCAUUCCCUUUUACCUUCAGUGAUAUAAUGGGUGCAGAAGCAGGAGGUGGAGUCCACACUGAAGAUAUCAUCCUUGCUUUAAAAGGUCAUAUGAAAGAGGGUUACCUGUUUAACUCUGCAGCACCACUGUCUGAAAGCAAUCUUUACUACAACCAAAAUCCCAGCCUGAGUGAUCAGAUGCACUGCCUGGUGUUUAUCACACCAGCUGACAAGCUUUCGAUGAUGGACAAAGAUUUACUUGAAAAAUUGAAGUAUGUCAGAGAAAUAGCAAGCAUAAUGGGUAUCCCUCAAUUGGUUUUCAUGACAAGAGUCGACUGCGCAUGUCAAUUGACGAAGGAGAACUUGAGAAAUAUCUACAAAAGCAAAAGGAUCAAACAAAAAAUGGAUGAAUGCAGUCAUGUACUGGGUGUGCCUGUGAACUGUAUCUUCCCUGUCUUGAACUAUCACGAGGAGACCCAUAUGAAUGAGGACAUAAACUGCCUGAUGCUGGAUGCUUUAAUACAGAUUAUCAACUGGGCAAAUGAUUAUGUGGUCAAAAGUUCCAAAAACCAAAUUUCACAUCAACAACCAAAAUGUGAAUAAAGAGAUUUCACACAAAACAUGAAAAGCAGAAUGACAAAUAGUUCUGCAUAUCUGAUGGCUAAUUGCUAUUCAAAUUCACUGAAUUCUUAAUCUAGUUUAAUCAUGCAACACAUUUUAAAGCAUGAAACUUACAGUAUAUUCGUGUUCUUAUCCAGAUUUUAUUUUUUUUAAGAUUCACUGUUUUUUAUUUAAGAACAAGAUCCCAAGAUGGGAAACAGUAACAUUACAAAGUCAGUGAUCAACACCCACCCCCAACCCCCCACCCCCAACCUUAGAUACACAUCACAUGACCCAAUAAGUCAUAAAUGAAAUAAAAGAAAGAGUUGACUAACAA